UAGUUAAUAAUGUGCUAGUUGAUAAUGUGUUAGUUGAUAAUGUGUUAGUUAAUAAUGUGUUAGUUGAUAAUGUGUUAGUUGAUAAUGUGUUAGUUGAUAAUGUGUUAGUUGAUAAUGUGCUAGUUGAUAAUGUGUUAGUUGAUAAUGUGUUAGUUGAUAAUGUGCUAGUUGAUAAUGUGCUAGUUGAUAAUGUGUUAGUUGAUAAUGUGCUAGUUGAUAAUGUGUUAGUUGAUAAUGUGUUAGUUGAUAAUGUGUUAGUUGAUAAUGUGCUAAUUCGAAAAUUAGUUUGAUCGGAAUCAGUUAUUUCAUAAUUAAACUACAUUACACUACGUCACUCAUGUAGGACGUAUAACUGUCGCCUCUCGUGUUGUAUAGCCGCGUUGCAGCAGCACCAGAGUUUCCUCUCAGGGACGCAUUCCCUGGGCCUUAGUUAAAGGGAUCGUGGUUGACCCUUGCGCAACGGUCCCUCUCUCGACCUUGCUGAUGAGAUCCAAAGGAACGCUUCGCAUUACAUUUGGCACCAACUCAGUUGCAGAAGCUGCCGGAGACGUGUAACGAUACCCGGAUGUUUGGAGAGGAAUGCCAGUACAGAUGUCAUUGCGCCAAUGGUUGUGAUACAAGCGGGGAUCGUGUCAAUGGGACAUGUGCCAGGGGCUGGUUCGGUUUCAAGUGUCAAUACAGAAACAGUGUAGUUGAUGCAACAGUGGAACCAAAGAGAUAUACUUCCUGGUUAACUGAUGGUCUAAGUGAUACGUGUAACAAUGAUACGACCAUUUCAUCAGUGACACUGCUCUGGGAUGAAGAGUUUCUAUUUACUUGGAUGUCUAUUGAAGUCAACAAUGCUUCAAAGCUUACUGCUUUCAAGAUCUGGUUCAUUGCUACUGGCGAAACCUACAAGGAGAUACCAUGCUCUGGUCAACGACUUGCAUUAAUUAAUGAAAACACAUUGAAAAUAUUUUGUGAUCUGAAAGUUUUAAUCGAGCAAGUGAUAUUGGAAGGAGAGGCUGUUUAUUUUCUAUGUUCUCUACAUGUCAAUGGAGGCAGGAAUGUGGCGUUGAUGCAAGAAACCAACCAGACAACCACACAUAUCUCUAACAUUUUUUAUGGGCCUCAAUUAGCUGUCGAUGGUGACCUCAAUACCGAUGCUUUAAGAAUGGGAUGUAGCCACACAGCUAUUAAUGACACUGAACCCUGUUGGACGGUCACUUUUGACGGACCUCGAGCUGUAAAUAAAUUUAUCAUUUACAACAGAAGAGAUGACAAGCCAGAACGUCUCAAACAUUUUCAACUUGAAGCAGAGAAUGAACACAGUCAGAGCGUCUUCUCUUACCUGGACUCUCUGGACCACUUCCUCUACAUCUACAGAGUGAACAUUCUAGAACAUCUUUCCAUGAAAUCUGUUACCAUCUGCCAGAAUGAGACAGACACACCGUUCGUUACACUUUGCGAAGUGGAGGCUUAUGGCGAAUGUCUACCUGGCUCUUGGGGUUUGAAUUGUUCCAACAAGUGUCCAAGUUCAUGCCCGAACUUCUGUGACAGAGGAGAUGGAUCUUGCAACGUCAUUUGUGUUGGAUUUAGUGACCCAUCUGAUUGUACUAGAGCAUGUGCUGUUACAAGAUAUGGCAUCAAUUGUUCCCAAAGCUGUAGUGGUUCCUGUUUAAAUCAUCACUGUCAUCCUGAAAAUGGAAGUUGUGUGAACUCGCCAGGCAGCUCUUUAGAUGAUCACUCUGAAGAAAACUCCAGCGUUGACAGUCUUUCAACUGGAAUAGGCAUCGGUAUAGGAGCAAGCUGUUGUCUGUUUCUAAUUAUACUUUUCAUCAUCAUCGUGGUAUUUAAGAAAAGAAAACGAGUUCCUUCCAGGCCAACAAUCACACCACCAAGAGGUUAUGACGAUGUAGAUCUGUCUACUCCAGAGGAGAGUAAAUAUGAGACGAUACACGAUGCAGACCUAAAGAAAACAAGAUCAGAUAACUCAACAAACACAUCACAACAGACGAGAAACGAGAGCAAUGUCUAUGUGAAUACAAAUGUAACACCAGAAGAUUGAAUCGCCUGGUUGCGAUAAUGGAUAUGAAAUCCUUGAAAAUUCAUUAUUUACAUAGAUUUGUUAUACUCACUACUGACCUUAAUUAAACCCAUAGCGACGAAUGCCUCGCUGACUAGUCAUUAUGUUGAGCUUGUUAGACAAUGAAUAAAAACUGUGGUCACUAAAUGUCGUUACAGUGUGUGUGGAAUAGAAAAACUUAAAAAAAAUAAUUUUGUAUUUUAAUAUGAAUGUAAAUUAUUUUCAGCUGCCAAAUAAACAAAAUUAAUUCCAAAGACAAACUGAUGUUAUAUUUGGUUGGUUACUAUAGUUAUGGACAUAGUACACGCUUGUUCAGCGAUUUUUAACACAUUUGUAAGUGGGGUCUACUUUACCUUGGCAUUGGAUGAAAGGGAAGUUAUACAAGCUUAUUACGUUAUGUAUUCUAGGAGAACACAUUGCUGCCUGACCACGCAGCAUGACUUAAAAUUAUCGUUACAAUUUUCCAGAGUUCGGAUCUAAACUUUUUCCCCCUGCUUUGCUUCAAGAGUUCAAGCCCUAAUAAUUUCGAUUACUGAAAGAAGAUCUGCAGCUUAAAAGUCGAGUCAGGGAAAAAGUUUUGAUUUUGUAAUGGUAACGACAGAGACCUGGUCAUUGCAAUAUUCAUACAUGUUUAUUAGUCUUGGACGCGGACUGCAGAGCUAGAGAGGAGGAUCCUAGCAAUGAAAUUGAGAAGUUACCCCAUUUAAAGACCGCAUUACAAACCAAGAGAUUAGAGACAAAGUUACUAGAGCAAUUGGACCCCUCGAUGACCUGCUAACUAGUGUAAAAAAAAACGGAAACUAAAACUCUAUAGCCAUAUUACAAGGUUUUCGGGACUUGUAAAGACCUUCCUUCUGUGAACAGUACCAGGAGAAAGAGUAAGAAGCAGACAGAGAAAGCGAUGGGAAGGCAACAUUUAAAAAAUGGGUGAGCCUGCUAUUGAAAGAGGUUCUAUCCAAGGCAAAAGACAGAGAGGAAUGGAGAAAGAAUUCGACAAAUCUUGUGUGGUGUCCCAACGCUCCAACGUACUAAAAGAUAGGUGAAGGUGAAUGAACAGCAACAGAACCAUUACAGAAAUGAAACAGAACUGUCAGAGAACGGAAACAGAAAUAAAUUUACUUUUUGUUCAAAGUUGCAGAAAAAAAUAUUUCCCAUUCCAAAUAAAUUGUCACCAUUUAACUCUUAACCAAUAUUAUAGGCUGUUACCUGUAUUAGUUCUAUUGCUACGUGUAAAAUGAAAAGAAAUCAUA
Messenger RNA from Biomphalaria glabrata, 3315 nucleotides. RefSeq lists its product as uncharacterized. The transcript has 10 exons. NCBI's taxonomy places the organism in Eukaryota, Metazoa, Mollusca, Gastropoda, Planorbidae. Gene Ontology annotation, molecular function: scavenger receptor activity. The record is from RefSeq and is a predicted model, not a curated record. The coding region runs from base 566 to 2047 and encodes 493 amino acids.